This is a messenger RNA of Drosophila novamexicana, 750 nucleotides long. RefSeq names its product multiple coagulation factor deficiency protein 2. The transcript is spliced from 4 exons. The coding region runs from base 51 to 566 and encodes 171 amino acids. Gene Ontology annotation, molecular function: calcium ion binding. NCBI's taxonomy places the organism in Eukaryota, Metazoa, Arthropoda, Insecta, Diptera, Drosophilidae. The record is from RefSeq and is a predicted model, not a curated record.
CUGUAAAAAACAUAUACACAAAUUACCAAAUAGCUUGUUUGGUCUGCCCUAUGCACAAAAUGUACAAUUUGUCCAAUGUGCUUAACUUUAUAAUAUGCAUGGCGAGCUUCAGCCAAUCAUUCGAUGGCACCUUGGCGGUUAAACGGGGACCGCAUCAUCCGCGAGGCGAGACCCGACGCGUGGACCAGCAUCUAACACACGAGGAGCACCGCAUCGAUGAUGAUCUUAGGGACAUGGGUAUACAGGCGAGCUUGGAUGAUAUGAGCGAGGAGGAAAAGAUAUUCUACAUGUUUAAGGCUCACGACAAUGAUAACAACAAUGCCCUGGAUGGUCUUGAGAUGAUACAAUCGGCCAUGCAUCAUAAUUAUGAUUACUUCAAGAACAGCGAACGCGACGAUUACCUGCCAAAUGCAAGCGAAGACCUAGAUCAUUUUAUAGAGGCCAUUGACAAGUUUCUACUGAUUGCGGAUGAUAACAACGAUGGGCUGCUGCACUAUCCGGAGUUUGUGAAGGCCGUUACCGGCGGCAAGGAGCAGUUGGCCCUGGAGAGAAAUUUGCUGCGCUGAACUAAAUGCAAGAUACCUCAUCUGGACACAAUAAUAGAUAUAGCUUAGUUAAAUUCUAGCAUUUAGCAUAUGUAUUUCCAUGUUGAGCCAAUGAGACUGUACAGAAUCCACAUACACACACAUGAACACAUUUAAACAUAUACACUCUAGCCGCAGCCUAAAGCAAUACUACAAUAUCACUAUA